Messenger RNA from Oncorhynchus mykiss (rainbow trout), 4992 nucleotides. Its product is annotated as beta-1,3-galactosyl-O-glycosyl-glycoprotein beta-1,6-N-acetylglucosaminyltransferase 4. Gene Ontology annotation, molecular function: acetylglucosaminyltransferase activity. NCBI's taxonomy places the organism in Eukaryota, Metazoa, Chordata, Actinopteri, Salmoniformes, Salmonidae. The record is from RefSeq and is a predicted model, not a curated record. Gene Ontology annotation, cellular component: membrane.
CACACAGCUAAUAGUCAUUUAUGUCAUGUUGUUGCCCCCUGGCUACAGAAUAAAAACUAUGUGCUUAAAGAUGCACUGUGUAGAAAUCUCUCCGGCAUUUCCAUGUUGCUAAAAUUCUAAUAGUUUGACAAAUUUCAGUUUGUGACAUAAUAAAUAAGUAUAAUGUAGAGAUUCAUUCUACCAUCUAAACCACGGUGAAAUAUAUUUUCAACCAAAAAUAUUGUAUUUUCAGCUGUUUGAAGCUGGUGUACAAAACCGAAAGUAAAAGAUGCUAAAAUGAAACUUAAGAACGGAAACGUAAAACUGGUGCACAUAGAAUUGAUCUAACGCUUCUUAGACUUGCUUUCGAUGACAGAUCUAUAAUUCAUAUUUCUACGUGAAUUUGGUAUGUCGCCCAAUUAGUUACAUAUUGCCACUUUAAAAGAGUAACUUUCAUGAUUUACAUUUUUAUUUUAUUGAAAACCAGAUGUUGUAGGCUUAGUUAUAGAGAAACACGUCAAUUCUGGUCUUUAUUUUGACAGUUCAUUGCAAAACUGAUACAUUUUGGUAUUUGAGUAGUGCCUGAAGCGCAGCAGUUCCCAAACUAGGGGUUGCGGCCCCGUGUAGGGUCAGCUGAUAUGAAAAUGGGGUGGAGGGAGAAUUUCCAUAAUCCUGGUAAAAAAAAAUAAAUACAAAAUAUUAUAUUGUCUGUCUCUCAAAAUCAUUGUAAUGAGAUUAACCUUACAAAUCUAAAUGAAGAUUAGUAAAAUGUAAGAGUUUCAAUUCAACUACAGAGCGCCCUUGGAUCCUGGGAAAAGGCCACACUUGACCUUUCAACUUGAAUCAUUCCUACAGUGAAUGGCUAAGCAGCUACGGUAUGAAACCACAUACUAAUGCAGAGAUGUAAUAUUACAGGCCACCAUUGAUAUGAUAAAAAACAAUGUGUGGGGAGGCAGAGGCACAGCAAUUCACAUCUACACCUUUGUCAGAAAACACUGUGAAACUAAGAAUGUAUGCUAUAGCUAGCAUUCAAGAAGAAACUGACUGAAUGGCUCAAAAACAACCCACCUUGUGCUCUCCAAAUGGACGUUAGCUGUGAGGGCCGAGAUGCCCAUGCAUUGACUUUAGUUCGAUACUUCUCGGGGGAUGCUAUUUGUGAGGACAUAUUGUUCUGCCUCACGAUUACCGAGCAAGAAACGGUACAUGGGAUGUUCAGUGUGCUGCGUUAUUAUAUUGACGAAAAUAUUCAUGGGAUCGAAUGGUGGGCUUUUGCACAGAUGAGGCUCCAUCGAUCAUAGGACGGCAGGCAGGCCUCUGCACUCUAGUUAUGAAUGUGUGUCCCUCUGCCAUAUGGACACAUUGUAUGUAUGAUACACCCUCUGAGCUGUAAUGGGUUCACCGAGAGCAACUGGCGGCAAAAGAGCUGAGCGCAGAACUCGGAGAUACGCAGCAGGUAACAUCGAUUGUAAACUACAUCGCUAAACGUUUUGGAGAUAUGGGAUCAGAGCAGGACUGUUCUAUUUCACUUGUCUUGGUGGUUAUUGAGGUGAAGUGUUUAAAUAUUUUUUUGAAUUGAGAGAGGAACUGUGGUCAUUCACAAUGGAUGUAAAAAAAUAAAUAAAAAAAAACUGACUUUGUUGACUUUCUGUGUAAUUAAAAUAAAAUGUGUCUCCUUGCCUAUGUAACAGACAUAUUUUGUGAAACUGAACGCACUGAACGCAAGCAUGCAGGGGAAAUACGAAACAAUUCUACAGAUGAGUGACCGAAUCAGUGAAAUCCGUUUGACUGUGAUCCUGGCUCAGUUGACAUCCCGGUAAGUGGAAUCGAACAGCUGGUCGAGCUGUCACGUGGCCGAAUGCGUCAGGCCAUGCAUUCACGGGUCACUAUGGAGGAAAUUCGGUUCCUGACUCAAAGGGAAUACUGUGCCGUCUCCCUCCGAGCAUUACAAGGAAUGGUAUGCUGAUUCAGCGCUGUCUGCAUUAAAAACAAAUAUUGACCCAGGUUGGAUAUGACAGGAGAGAUGAGGUUCUCACUGUCGACCACGCCCCUGACUUUGUGAAGCUCCGUCGCAACAUCCAUCAAACCCCAUCUCAUCAGUGGUGGUGAAAUAAGAUUUUCAAUUGACUCUCGUAGCCUCACAUGAAACGUAUAUGAUGAAUGAAAAUAAGAUGUGCCCUGUUCCAUAAAUUGAGACAGAGGUGCUUCCUGUUGUCCCUGGCCCUGCUGCUGCUGUGUCUGCUGAAGUUGUUCUAUGCUAAAGUAUCUUUGAGGAACAGCUUCUACAUCGAACCCUAUGGAAUCACAGACCGCUCCUCACAGAACCCCAACCACCAGUACAACAUCAACUGCACUGCCAUCUACCAACUGGACCCUGUGGAGGUAGGGAAGUCCUUGGAGAUCAGACGCAAAGUCAUAGUGGACUUGGAGGAUGACCGCCUCGUGGCUUUAACCUCAGACUGUCAGAGGUACAUCGAGACGAGAGGAUAUGACGUCAUCCCAGUGUCGGAAGAGGAGCGGGGGUUCCCGCUGGCGUACUCCCUGGUGGUGCAUAAGAACGCUGCCAUGGUCGAGAGGAUCUUCAGGGCCACCUACGCCCCUCACAACCUCUACUGCAUUCACUAUGACCAGAAGUCCUCUCAGAGCUUCAUAGCAGCCAUGAGGAACCUGGCUCACUGCUUCCCUAACCUCUUCCUAGCCUCCAAGCUGGAGUCAGUGCAGUACGCCCACAUCACACGGCUUUACGCCGACCUCAACUGCCUCAACGACCUGUUAGAAAGGUCAGAGGUCAAGUGGAAGUAUGUCAUCAACCUCUGCGGCCAGGACUUCCCCCUCAGGUCGAACGGUGAGCUGGUGUCGGAGCUGCAGGCGCUGAACGGUGCCAACAUGCUGGAGACCUCCCGUCCCAGCGAGCUGAAGAAACAGCGCUUCCGUUUCCAGCACCAGCUGAAGGACGUGCCCUACGAGUACCGCCGCAUACCCGUCCGAACCACACAGGCCAAGGCGCCGCCGCCGCACGACAUUGAGAUGUUCAUCGGCAGCGCCUACUUCGUCUUGUCCCGUGACUUUGUCCUGUUCGUGGAAACCAGCCGGGUGGCGAGGGACUUCCUGGAAUGGUCAGCUGACACUUACUCUCCGGAUGAACACUUCUGGGCAACGUUGACGAGAAUCCCCGGUGUACCGGGAGAGAUCUCCCGGUCUGCCCCAGAUGUAACAGACUUGAAGAGUAAGACACGUCUGGUGAAAUGGAAUUAUCUGGAAGGGUCUCUGUACCCUCCCUGCACUGGGACUCACAUGAGGAGUGUCUGUAUAUAUGGGGCUGCAGAGCUGCGAUGGUUGCUGAACUAUGGCCACUGGUUCGCUAACAAGUUUGACCCCAAAGUUGACCCGGUACUAAUCAAGUGCUUAGAGGAGAAAUUGGAAGAGAAACGUAGGCAAUGGGGAAACACUGUGAAGAAUUGAAAAGGGGAAAAACAUCUGUGAAUGAAAUGGGAUGGGAGAAUCAGUUCAUUUGUUGGUUUAUAUGGAAGAUCUACCCAGUCUGCAGAUGAGGUACUCCAGAUCAACUAACUGCAAGGAAUAAGUCAAAUUCUGCAGUGGCAGGAUUUUCUUGUUUUACAAAAAAAUAACUUUUAUGUCUAUUGAAUACUAGUUGAACCCCGCUGAAAAUUAAAUGUUGAAGUUCAAAUGAACGGUUCGAAUAAAAGGCUUCGCCCAACAGCUCUUUAAUGAUGUCCAAGAUGGACGUUUCAGAGGAUAGUGAAACAAGACGAUCAAUGGCCAAAAUAUCUACACUGCUAGUUCUGUCACGGAUAUCGCAAAGAACUUGUCACAUGUUGCAAUAACACCUAAUGGAAUGUCUCAUCUUGAUACCAGAUCCAAUGAGAAAUGCAUGUAGAUUGAAUAGACUGACGGUCAUUUAUGUUAUUCUCUAGGAUGCUGUCACGUAGGUAAAAUGCUACACUCUUUACCAAACCAACCAUACCAAAGACACUCGACUGUAACAAAACGGCACAUCAAAGCUGGAUGUCAGGUUUUUAUACAUUUUCAUGGAAACACUUAUUUUUUGUAUUAGUAUUUUAGUAUUAAGAAUUAGUAUUUUAGUAUUAAGAAUUAGUAUUUAUCAUCUAAAUGAUAGUAUAUAUUUGUAGAGAAGGGAGUUUGAUACAGCAGUAAUGCAACAAGGUUUAUAUCUCUUAAUAAGUAUAAAUGAUUUGUUUCUUAAUACAUCUAUCACUUUGAAUAGUUUCUUAAGGCGUAAUUCAUGAAGUGGUUUUACUUGGUCAGUACAUCUUGUUCCCUACCCUAGCUCACUGUCUAUCCAUAAGUAGGCAUACACUAAGACCUAUAUAGGACCUGAAGUUUUAGGAAGUUUAAUGUGAUAAGUAGGCUUUGUACUGUAUUGAGGUAAGUUCAGUGUUGUGUUUUUGGGGUAGACACACCGUUUAUAUGCUUGUAAUCCCCUCACACUGCCUGCUGCAGUUGUACUUCUUGAUACAAACUGGUGUUUUAAUCUCCUCUGUGACGACGCCACAGCCCAGAGCUCUGAAGACUGAGGACUCUGCAGCACUAAUAUACAUCAACUCUGCAUUGGCCGGACGGGAGGAGACCAGCCACUACAGCUCAGGCUGCCUAGAGUCUGGUCUACACUCUGACUCCUGGCACAGUCCUCAGAGUGGAGUUAGAGAGGAGGGAGGGAGAGAUGGAGGGAGGGAUGGAUGGGAGGGGGGAUAGAGAGAGGGAGAGAAGAAGAAGGAGGAGAGGAGGGAGCCUCUCCUACCACUGGCAGCCAACAAAGUAAUGUCUCCCCUCCGGCCUGCAACAUUAAACAGAUGACACAACUCAGCCCUGCUGCUGUUACCAAGCCAAUGCUGAUGUAGUCGGAAAUGUGAUCAUUUGUGAUGUUAUGGAGCUCGUGAAUCUUAAUAUGCCAGGUUACCACAACAAAUAAUGUAGCAGAUAGCAGGACAAGAUGUUGGGUUUGUGUUGCAGACAGGUCUGGCUGACUGACUGGCU